GUUUAAGACUACUUUCUAAACAACUCUCUUUCAAGACAUGACGACACCCAAUGAGCUAGCACAGCUUGACGUUGUUAGUAAUGGAGAAACAUUUCACCUGGAGGGUCAUCUGUGUUCCCUUUCUGCCUUUUCCCAUGUUCCUACACAUCGGGAUUUGCCGAAAGACAGAACAUAUUUUAACUCUUCUGAGAAGAAACAAGGAAAUCCUUGCAUAUAUGAUUCAAUCUUUUCUAAAGAGGAUGAUUUCAAUCCAAAGCUUCAUCGCAGUGAUCGCAGGCAUGAUAAACUUAUCGGAUUGGAAAUAAACCAAGAAGAGAAAAGUAAAGAUAUACCAACACUUUCAUCAUCAAUAUAUGGACAUCGUUUAAAUAAAAAUAUUGAAAAUAAUGAUCGUAAACAUGUUCGAAUUAUGCUAGUGGAAAGUGAAUUUUAUCGUCGUAAUGGAAUUAAUUUAUUAUAAUAAAUAAUACACUUCAUAUUUAAAUACAAUUAUUUUUGUAGACAUAAUGCAUAGAAACAACUCAAUUGUGUAUUAACCAAUCUCGUUAGUAUGUAUAAAAUUGUUGUUUUUUUGUUUUGCCAGUGAUUUUUGUUUGAUUUUACAUAAUAUGAAUUUGUUUUAUUAAACUAGUUAAAAAGUUAUCAAUAAAAAAUGUUGAUUGAGAUCAUGAACUGUUUGAUGUUAGAUCGUAAUUGAAAACCUGGAAGCAGUGAACGGUCGUUUCAUCCUAUUGUGGGAUUCCUCAGCAGUGCGCAACCACGAUCCCGCUACCGAGAUUCGACCCGACGACAUUUGGUUUCGUACGCGAACGCUUAACAUCGAGAACACUGAGCCAGCAUCCAGUGGUGUUAAUGUUUAACCUCAACCAAUUCAUGAAAUUGCGCAACUAUCUUUCAUUGUACUGAGGAAGAUACCUGUCUCUACUUGACAUAAGUUAACUCAUUUCUUU
Schistosoma curassoni is the source of this 950-nucleotide messenger RNA. The record is from the annotation of a GenBank genome assembly. NCBI's taxonomy places the organism in Eukaryota, Metazoa, Platyhelminthes, Trematoda, Strigeidida, Schistosomatidae.